Molecule: messenger RNA, 513 nt
Organism: Drosophila suzukii
Lineage: Eukaryota; Metazoa; Arthropoda; Insecta; Diptera; Drosophilidae
Source: RefSeq, a predicted model, not a curated record
CUUAAAUAUUCGAGUUGUAAAAUGACCUCCAACGAGACCCAGACUGAGGGAAAACAUAGGGUAACGAUUCCCUCUGCGAGCCCUGAAAAAAGUGAAGAAUCCAACGAUGAAUCCAAAAGCGUUCCUAAUGAGGAUCCCAAAAGAAUUUCACAUAGCGAGUUCCAAAAGAGGGUAACCACGGAUAGGAGCAAUGAACCGGUGUUCAGUUGCCAGUUCGAGGUUUUCGGGAUAGUGCAAGGCGUUUCCUUCCGAAUGUACACCUUACGAAGAGCGCAAAAGUUGGGCGUUCGGGGCUGGUGCAAGAACACCACUGAAAACACGGUGAAGGGUGAAAUUCAAGCGCAUCGACAUGCCUUUGAGUCCAUGCGCCUCUGGCUAAAGCACACCGGCAGCCCCACUAGCCGAAUCGACAAGUGCAUCUUUGGCGACACCUCUGAGCUUUCCGAGUUUACCUACAGCAACUUCUCGAUUGUGGUGGAUUAAUUUGUGUUCCAGCUUUAGACCAAUUUAAAA